UUGGAAAGUCAUGGGCGACAAAAUCUAAAGCGGCACCUUCUAACCGAAGCACACACCUCGGCCUGGCGGUAACGCUGAUGUUAAGCAGGGUCCAGAAAUGUUUUAAUCGAUAGCACUAACUUUCGACAUCGUCGUGACUUUGUUUUUACUCGGCAAAACAACAACAACAAAAAAAACCCCUUCAGUGUCCUCUCAUGGGCUCGCGGCUCCUGACGAUAAUGAACCGGACAGGUGUGCUGACAGGUUAAUUAAUUGCUACGUUUUGUUUCAACGUAGCGCCAGAAGGAGAGACAAUGGAGAAGAAACACUUUGCUGUGUCUGAAAGCGGCGAAAGUCAGUCGUCGUCGGGCUCGCAAACCUUGUCUGAGGGGGAAGAAAUGACGGCUUCUCUGGACAAUAAAGUUUAUGGAGAUGGAGAGGACGGAUGCAACUUGCUCUUUAAAAAUGUGAGCGCAGUGCAGGGCCGCAGAAAUGUGGGAUUUGACGAGGAGACCCCAGGGGAUGGGGAUGGGGAGGAAGAGGAAGGAGAGGAAGACGAAAAGUACGACAACAUCCUCUACCCACCGUCCACAUACCUCAGGAAGUCCAGUAACCCAGAGUUGACUUACGGGUUAAGUCCUGCACUCAAAUUUAAACGACAUCUAAGUGAGGAUGGCAAACACAUGCGAAGGAGGAGCCUCGGGGGUGGUCUCACAGGAAAGUAUCUCCUGCUACCCGCUAACCUGCAGCAGACAGCUGGCCAGUCGUCAUCUGAGAUGUCUAACCUGGUUCGAAUGCGUUCCCUGAACCUUGGAAAGUCAGACCCGUCCCUCACCUCCAGCGUGAAGGAGCUGAGUCUUCCCAGAAGAGGCAGUUUCUGCAGAACGAGCAACAGAAAAAGCCUGAUAGGAAGUGGUCAGUCUUCAGGUUUACCACGACCCCACUCCCCUCUCUCAUCUCUUACAGGAACAAGCCCACAAGAUAGUCCUAGAAAUUUCUCUCCCAGUGCCUCUGCUCAUUUUUCCUUUGCACGAAGGACUGAUGGUCGUCGCUGGUCAUUGGCCUCACUUCCCUCCUCUGGAUAUGGAACCAACACACCCAGCUCCACUGUCUCUUCAUCCUGUUCAUCACAGGAGAAGCUGCAUCAGCUGCCCUUCCAGCCUACGCCUGAUGAACUGCACUUCCUCUCCAAACACUUCUGCACUGAGAGCAUCUCAGGGGAUGAAUGCCGCAGAGCAACGGCCAUGCGACCCCGCUCACGCAGUCUCAGCCCUGGAAGAUCUCCCUCUUGUUAUGAUCACGAGAUCAUUAUGAUGAAUCACGUCUACAAGGAACGGUUCCCUAAAGCCACAGCUCAGAUGGAGGAAAGGAUUCAGGAGAUCAUCCGCAGCAACUCUCCUGAGACCGUCCUCCCUUUGGCAGAUGGCGUGCUUGGCUUUGCCCAUCACCAGAUAAUUGAACUGGCCCGUGACUGCCUGGAAAAGAGCCGGUUGGGACUCAUCACCUCCAGCUACUUCUGCGAACUCACCGACAAGCUGGAGAGGCUUGCUCAAGAGUCCACUGAGAGGUCAGAAAGUGAGGAGGUGAACUUCAUCAGAGAGCUGGUAAAGAAGAUCCUAAUAGUAAUAGCCCGACCUGCUCGGCUGCUGGAAUGUCUGGAGUUUGACCCAGAGGAAUUUUACCACCUUCUGGAGGCUGCUGAAGGACACGCUAAAGAGGGCCAGGGCAUCAAAACAGACAUCCCUCGUUACAUCAUCAGCCAGCUGGGACUCACACGAGAUCCUCUGGAAGAAAUUGCUCAGCUGACGAGCAGCGACAGCGGAAUUGCAGAAACUCCAGAAACGGAUGACUCUUCUCAGUCUCUCAGCACGGCCUUGCGGUCCCGGCGGAAACCCUGUGAACUGGACUUUGAAAUGAUAAAACUCAUCAGCAAUGGUGCCUAUGGAGCUGUUUAUCUGGUCCGGCAUAAGGAAACUAAGCAGAGGUUUGCCAUGAAAAAGAUCAACAAGCAGAAUCUGAUGUUAAGGAAUCAGAUACAGCAGGCCUUUGUGGAGAGGGACAUCCUCACCUUUGCUGAGAACCCUUUUGUUGUGUCCAUGUAUUGCUCCUUUGAGACACGGAGACACCUGUGUAUGGUUAUGGAGUAUGUUGAAGGAGGAGAUUGUGCUACCCUGCUGAAGAACAUGGGUCCCUUACCUGUGGACAUGGCCAGGAUGUACUUUGCAGAGACAGUAUUGGCUCUGGAGUAUCUGCACAACUAUGGCAUUGUCCACAGGGAUCUCAAACCUGACAAUCUGCUGGUGACUUCAAUGGGGCACAUUAAGCUGACUGAUUUUGGUCUUUCCAAAGUCGGGCUGAUGAACAUGACCACCAACCUGUAUGAGGGACAUAUAGAGAAAGAUGCCAGAGAGUUCUCCGAUAAGCAGGUAUGUGGCACCCCAGAGUAUAUCGCUCCAGAGGUGAUCUUGAGACAAGGCUAUGGGAAGCCGGUGGACUGGUGGGCCAUGGGCAUCAUCCUGUAUGAGUUUCUUGUGGGCUGUGUGCCUUUUUUUGGAGACACACCAGAAGAGCUGUUUGGACAGGUCAUCAGUGAUGAGAUCAACUGGCCCGAUGGAGACGAGGCUCCACCUCCUGAUGCUCAGGAACUCAUUACCUUGCUGCUGAGACAGAAUCCUCUGGAAAGGCUGGGCACAGGCGGAGUAUCUGAAGUGAAGCAGCAUCAGUUUUUUCAUAACCUGGACUGGAACGGCCUGUUGAGACAGAAGGCUGAGUUUAUUCCUCAGCUGGAGUCCGAGGAUGACACGAGUUACUUUGACACUCGCUCUGAGAGAUACCAUCAUCUGGAGACAGAGGAAGAGGACACAAAUGAUGAAGACUUCAAUGUGGACCUGCGGCAGUUUUCCUCUUGUUCUCACAGAUUCUCUAAGGUUUACAGCAGCCUGGAUUUGUCCCGUGGGCAUCUGGAGGAGAAGGGAGAGACUGAGGAGAAGAAGACUGAGAGCCCGCUGACUGUGGACUCUCUCAGCUGGACGCCAGACUUUGCUGAAGCACCCUCGCUGUCCCACUCGACAGACACAGACAGUGUGAAUCAGGGCCCUCGCCCCAGUUUGCUACCAAAGUUUGCCAUCUCAGCUGAGAGCGAAGGGGACGAAACCUCAGGCAUCGGUGACCCCAGCAAAGCCUCGUUCUCCAUCGGGGAGCUCCCGCGGGAUGAGCCUGACGCUACCACGCCUGGCAGCACACACAGCGGGGCCACGCUCUCUGGGAGUUUCUCAGAACAUUUGGACCAGCUGACACCCAGGGGAGAGGGUGUAGAGAGCCCUGACAGCACCAGUCACACCUCUGCUGACCAGGGGCCUCCGCCGACCUCUCUGCGACCUGAGAGUGCUGUAGAGAAGAGCGGAGCGGUGCCAAAAGUACCAAAGUCUGUCUCAACUGGUGCCCUUUCCCUUAUGAUCCCUGGAGAUGUCUUUGGAAUGUCUCCGCUGGCCAGCCCCCUUUCUCCUUACUCCCUCUCCUCAGACCCUUCCUCAAGAGACUCCUCUCCGAGCCGAGACUCCUCCCUCUGUACCGCCAACCCGCGGCAGCCCGUCGUCAUCCACAGUUCUGGGAAGAAGUUUGGCUUCACACUGCGGGCAAUCCGGGUGUAUGCUUGUGACAGUGACAUCUACACUGUGUAUCAUAUGGUCUGGAACGUAGAAGACGGGGGGCCUGCACAUAAAGCAGGACUCAGAGCUGGAGACCUCAUUACUCAUGUGAACGGAGAAACGGUUCACGGUCUUGUCCAUACUGAAGUGGUGGAGCUCCUGCUGAAGAGUGGUAGCAAAGUGACCAUCUCUACAACCCCCUUUGAAAAUACUUCUAUAAAAACUGGUCCUGCCAGAAGGAACAGCUACAGGAGCAAGAUGGUCCGAUGUGGAAAAAAGCCCAAGAAGGAGAAGACGCCAGAAAGGCGGCGCUCCCAUUUCAGACGCUUUGCCAUGCAGCCUUCUCCUCUUCUGCAUACAAGCCGCAGCUUUUCCUCUCUGAACCACUCUUUGUCAUCUGGUGAGAGUCUCCCCGGCUCCCCUACCCACAGUCUCUCCCCUCGUUCCCCUACUGCCGCCUUCCGCCCUGCACCAGAUUUCACCCAGUCAGGUGGCAACUCGUCCCAGAGCAGCUCUCCUAGCUCCAGUGCCCCAAACUCCCCCGCCGGUUCAGGCCACAUUCGGCCCAGCACCCUCCAUGGCCUUGGUCCAAAACUGCCAGGUCAGAGGCUUCGUCAAGGGCGGCGCAAGUCCGCCGGUAGCAUUCCCCUCUCUCCUUUGGCUCGCACACCUUCACCUACCCCCCAGCCAACGUCUCCUCAGCGCUCACCCUCUCCCCUUCUUAGUGGGCACUCUGUUGCCAUUUCCAAAACAACCCAGGCCUUCCCAACCAAGAUACAUUCCCCACCCACAAUUGUGCGUCAUAUUGUCCGCCCCAAGAGCGCUGAGCCGCCUCGCUCACCUCUCCUAAAGCGUGUCCAGUCUGAGGAGAAGCUGUCCCCUUCCUACAUAGGAGAAAAGAAGCACCUGUGUCCCAGAAAACGCAGCUUGGAAGUGACCCAAGAGGAGGUGCAGGAUGAGGAGGUGAGGACAGGAGAGCGGGAUUUCACCGGCCUGCAGAGUGUGGACGAAACAGCCUGUGAGCCACUGACAAUCACUCGCCUACGGCCAGUUGAGCAGGGCUGCUUAAAAAGGCCCAUCAGUCGUAAGAUGGGCCGGCAAGAGUCUAUUGAGGAGCUCGACAAAGAAAAACUGAAGUCAAAGAUGGUCGUGAAACGACAGGACUGGUCAGAGAGGAGGGAGUCUCUACAGAAGCAGGAUGCUCUGCAUGAAUCAGAUCCAUCACCGCUGUGUGCUCAUGACGGCGAUGAAGGAUUUUUGGUCCGAGGCCAAAACAAAGUGCAGAGCAGCCCAGAGUCUGGAACGCUGGAGGCUAAAGCUGCUAGUUCAACUCUCAAGGAUGUUUUGUAUAAAAAACUGACCACACGUGUCAGUGAAGGCAUCACUGAACCUUCUGGUGGCAGCAGUGAAAGUGAAGGAGGUCUGCGAUCAGCUCUGUGUUCUAGUCACACAGAAUGGCAGCACUCUAGACAGGGUAAAGACAGCCUGAAGCCAGACAGAUUGGACUUCAAAGCUCCCAGCAUCGAGUUCACCAGGAAGAGGUUGUCAUUCGAAGAACGAGAAGACUGCAUGUGUCGGUUGUCUUCAACCAUCCAUGAGAACCUCCACUUUGGCUCUACGAGGUCUAAGAGCCUUCAGCUGGAUGCAGCCAUGCCUCAUGACCACAUGAAGGCAGGACUGGGAAGCGUCCACUCGAGCCCUGAAGGUCUGGCCCCUAAGCUAUUUUCUGGCAGGGGAGAGAGUGCUGUGGAAAAACUCCAUCUCAUCUCUUCUGCAGAAUCUCCACUUAGAAAGACAUCAUCAGAAUAUAAACUUGAAGGACGCCAUGUCUCUUCUCUAAAGCCUCUUGAGGGCACCCUGGAUAUUGGUCUGCUCUCAGGACCCAGAGUUUCUAAAACAGAAACCUGUUUGUCCAAGAUGGCAGAGAACACAAGUGACACGGUUUCUCUAAGCCCUCCAAUACGACUCCAGAGCCCUACUGAAAAGCAGAUAACCAUCCCCCAAACGAAAACCACAGACAAGAUGAAAAGUCCCCUAACUUGUUCCCUAGGCCCUGAAGCCGUUUCUUCUCUAAAUAGCAUUGUUGUCUCCAAAGAGCCAUCAAAUAGUUCAGCUACAGAAAUGAAAGUCAGUGCAACUGGUGAGAAAACACAGGAUAGACAUGGUGAAUCGUUUAAGACCUCAAGCAGCAGCAAAGUGGAUCCCUCAACUUUUACUGUGAAACAAGAAGGAAGGACUGGUGUGAAAGCCAGUCAUGAGCACAGAGGCCCUCGACACAGCUCCCAUUUCUCCUCCUGUGGAAAAACGCCCUCCAUACGGGAAGUGAGCAAUGAAGAUCAGGAUGAAGAUCAAGAUGAGGUGGAGCUGCAGGAAGAGAGAACACACACUACAUCACAAAAUACUGACAGCUCCAAGACGGUGGUCUCUUUGGUAGACUUAAAAACUUCCCCUUCACUUACACAACUGGAGACUCCAGCUGCUAGUAAACCAUUACCUGGGCCACCGAAGCAGAGUGCAAACUCUGGUUUGGAUACAGGUCAGCUUCAGAGCUGUGAGAAGAGAAUAGCUGCUGCACGGAGCUCAGACACGACCUCUGCUUCUGAGGCGAAUGCGCAGAACAACUGUGAUUCGGUACAUGUUCCAGCAAAUGUGCCAAACAUUUGCUCCUCAAAUACAAAACCAAGUGUUUUUGUCCCAGCAUCCACAUUUGGAUCUGUACUUGGUAAUAAAUCAGACCUCAGUGAAACAGCUGUCAGUAAGGACAGUGGGCCCUGUAACAGUUCAUCUGUGAAGCUGGUUGGAGAUGUGGGCAGCUUGGGCUCCAAGAAGGAAAAUAGUUCAUGUUCCACAGCUGCAAAAGUGGAGCAGAAGAAAGUUUGUACAACAAACAAGGCCACUUCAUUGAAUAUUAUUACAGAUGUCUCACUGAACAAAAAGCAUAACACUGUGUCUGCUGCUGCAAUAGAGGACACUGGCACAUUGUUGCAGAAGAAAGAUGUUCCCAUAUCUCCAAAAACAAAGAGUGCAGCCCGUGUGAAAGAUUCAGAGCAGCUGUCACAAAUCUGCGCAGCCCAACAAAGAUCCUCUGAUUCAGAAUUUGUCAAUGUUAAAGAAAACACUGUGGUCCCUUUGGCAAAGCUCAGAAGUUCAGCUUCAGAAACUACGAGUGAAAAUGUUUUGAGUCCCAAAAGCAAGCCGAGGCCUGACCCACAGCCUGCACCACCCACAUCUGUGAAGAGAGAGAAGGAAGCAAAAACACAUGAGAGUGCAGCUCCUCCCGUCCCAGCAGUCAAGAGAAGUCCAAGUUCAAAGGAGAGGGAUCUGCCUAAGGAAUCUGCCCACUCGACUUCACACGUUCCAGCAGCCCACGACACUAAAUGGAAAGAAACCUCACUGGUAUCCACUGGAGCUGACAUAAAGAGUGAAGACUCUUUGCAACCGACAUAUUCGCCCACUCAUGCUGAUGUGACGCAGAGAGAAACCCAGCCCAAAAGUUCUGCUGCAGUCAAAGACAACCCAAACUCAAAGCUGAAAUCUCUCCCUCCUAAAACAUCACCUCUGAAGCCCGCUGCAGCCCCAACACCAGUUAUUAAACAAAAUCUUGAUACCAAACCUAAAGACACUUCUCCCAAAAAUCAUGUCGUAGUUAGUAAAGACCACCGUGACCCAAAACAGAAAGACUUUCCCCCACCUCUUACUACACCUCAGCAGCUCAGGAAGGAUCCUUUGCCGGCAUCAGACGUGUCCACUCAGCCCGAUCCACCGCCCGUGCUGCCAAAACCUGCAGUGAAAACAGAACCAUCAACCAGUGGAGUCACCUCAGGCAAAGGCUUUAACUGUGAGUCUGUUGUGAAGAUAUCCAAGGAUGCUCCCAAGUCCGAAGCGCUUAAACCGGACAGUCACAAGGCCCCAGAUACCAGAACCACCACCCCAGACAAACUAGUAUCAUCUGUCCGGAAGGAGCAGGCUGAGAGAAAGAAAAAGGAAACGUCUCAAGAAGUCACACCUGCACAGAAAAACACUAAGAGAGACGCUUCCAGGGCUUCUCCAUCGGCACUUAAAGACAGUUCAGACAAAGACACCAGCAGGUGCAAACAGCAGAAGGAGUCACCGCGCAGUUCCAAUAACAAAAAGUAAAGAAGGACGUGAAAAAAAUAAUAAUAAAAAAAACAUUACUGCUUCAGAGAAUCCAGAUAAAAUAAAAUGUUAGGAAUGAUUUGUGCAGUCAUCAUCAUGCCUUCUUUUUGGGUUUUUGUUUGUUUGAGGACCGGGCAAGCUGUUACAUGCUGAUAGAGUGUGUGUGUGUGUGUGUGUGUGUGUGUGUGAGAUAAGAUUACUCAUAACAUAUUGAUGUUUCUAGGUCUGAAUGUAGGCAAUCAUUUCUAAAGUUUUACUUUCUGUCAGUCAAAUGUUUGGAGGAUUUCUCUCUACUCAUCGCAGAACGAUUUGUGCAAUCAGUGUGUUUGGGGCAUCGGGAAGGUCAUUUGUAGUGAUGUAGAGUCUGUGCCAUAUACAAAAAUGAAAAAAUUUUGAAUUGCACUCUUACUUCUAGGCUCGGAGGAUCUGAAGUCUUUUAAUGCAGUAGACCACUCACUUUUUUUUUUUUUUGAGCCGUUGUCGUAGUGUUAAUGUUCAGUAUGAUCAGAUUGUUUGAAUGUUGGGUGUUGUGCAGUGGUACAGAGGAAAGACACUAUAUCCUGUGCUUUUCACCUAAAACUUAAAAAACUAACUAUAGGAUCAUGAUCGGAUUCUAGGAAUCAUAAAUUAGUGAAGGGGCCUUAGAUAUUUGGGAAAUCAGACUUGCUUUUUUUCCUUUUUCUUUUUCAAGAUGUGGUGUUAAUUCACAUUCCUCUGACAUCUUGUACAUAUAUCUUUGAUUUUUAUGCAAUAUGGUGUAAAUAAGAUAACAUUGUAAAACAGGGAUAACAUGGGCUUACAUGAUUGUCGUUUGUAUUAUAUGUAUAGAUUUUGCUGUGUCAUGUUUGUAUGCUAAGUAUUAAGAGUAUCAUGUUCUGCUUGUGUGGUCUAAAGUAAGCUACAGCUGUGUGCGUGUGCGUGUGUGUGUGUGUGUGUGUGUGUGUCAUCAAAGGUUUCCUCUUCUGUGCGACUUUCAACAUGUUUUCACAUGUUCCAAAAUGAACUUGAAGAGAGGUGAGGGCGUGAGGGGCUAUUUCUAAAAAUGUAGCAUUAUAUAACAAAACUGUGAGGGCUGUCAGCGUUCUCCAAGAAUGUCUCUGUUGAUGAGCUCACUGGCUAAUUAAGCUUUGAAGAUUGUAAAAUAUGAUACAUCAUGGAUGAGCCAGCAGCUCUGCGUAGUAAUCAGUCGCAGAUGUCUCGACGCUGCGGGCACGGUCUUUGGGUUAUGGCUGUGGUAUCGUUGAGGUCACUUGUGCGAGAAAAAUGCGAUCUGGAAUGGUUCGUGUUAAAGUGCUUCACUGUCAGGGUUUCAGUGUUUAGUGGUGUUCAGGUCGUGUUGGUGUUUUGGAUGCUUCAUAAUGAGCCAGCUUAAAAUUUCACCUGGGCGAAGAUUUUAUGAUGAUUUUGCAUAACCUGUCAUGUCCACAGCUUAAACGUCUGCUCAAAAGUUUGUGGUCACUAAUUUUAUUUUUAUUUUUAGGGAAAGGACAUUUGUUGUCUUCUGAUAUAACAUGAGCUUAAACUGGAAAUGUGCUCAAUGACAAAGACGAAUACUGUCAUUAAUCAUAAAUAUGAUUUUUAAUGCCGUAUCUAUUUAGGUGCAUGUUCUAGAUUCUAACCUUAUAUAGUUUUAUCUUCAUAGUGAAACUGAAAGCUGUUGCACUGAUGUAAGAGGCAGCGCAUUAGAAUCGUGGAUCGUCUGGGGUAUAAACACUGUGGGCUUGACUCAAGUUUAAAAAUGUCCUUCGUUAAGAGCUUCAUUGUGAGACAUGUCACAUUACUCCUGUUCUAAGAAUUGAAAGCUUUUCCAUGCAGGAAGUUACCCAGAAAAAAUGAUUUCAUACAGCAGUGUGUACUACGCCCUUCACAAGCUGCUACAUUCUGGCUGUUGCAGGUAUCAUUUAAUGAAGCUGCCAGCUGAGAACGUGUGUCUCAAACUCAACUGAUGUCCUUUUAUUCAGCUGUAAACUCACUUUUCGAAUUCUCAUUAGAGCCAGAUCAUGCCGUUCUGUGAUGAGACGUUCACGCAGUCGUAUGAAGUCGGGUGUUUCCCCAUGAAGUGAAUCCAACAGUAUGCCGACGAGUUUGAGGAAAGUUCUUUUAGGGCAUUUUGAGACUAUAAUCAAAGUAUCGCUUCUUUUUCUGAUCUUUCAAAAUCGUAAUAUUCAGCUUUAAGAACACAGUGUGCUGUAGUUUCCUAAAAAAGUGUUUCUAUAUGCAUAUGCAAAUAUUAGAAAUGAUAAAUGCGAUAAAUUAUUCAGUUAAUCACAAUGUCACGUUUAAGUAUUCGGAUCAGCUUUGGUAUAUCAGGCAAACAAAUGUUUCUAAGUGACCACAAACGUUUAAGCUGUGAAUGUGAAUUUGAUGUUGGUGUGCAGCUACUUGGUACAACACAUACAGGCUGUUAUAUAUCCGCAUACACUUACCUACCAUUUCCACACUUUUCUAUGUGGUAGACUCCUUUAAAGUACAAACCCUAAAUGAAAACCAGAGAGUAGCCUAGGAUAUUAGUAUUAGUAGCGUCUGCUCUGUUUGUGCUGGCUGUAUGAACCCAGUGCCUGUGUCUACUGCACAUGCACCACGAUGACCAGACGACGCAGUAUAUAUCUAAAUGUUCCAUACAGUAUGUGUCUAAGAAUGAAAACGAAAACCAAGAUUGACACCAGAGAUUUUAAUGUUAAAAAAAAUCUAAUGUUUAUCUGCAUUAGAUAUUGUAAAAGCAUUGUUAAUGUGUCGUGAGAUAGUAAUAAAUGCACCUUAAUCUUUACUAAUAAGUUCAAAGGGUGAGUCGAGGAGGAAGUUUGGGACUGAAAGUGGUUUAUCAAUCCCUCACUUCAGAUUAAUUUUUUUUUCUUUCAGCUGUCAUUUUCCCCACCGCUUGCUUUUUUCUUUCCUGUGACAACACACGUUUAACUCUUUAAAGCACAUUCAGUGUUUGUUUACAAAGCAUCAUGGAUGUAUAUUUUGUAUAUUGUUGAUUUGCCAAAUCUGUGUCCUGUGUUACAGAUGCCGUUUCUAGUCGUGUGAGGUUUGCCUCCUUGCCACCAUGAUUUGUUUGUGCAGUAAUCGAUGUCUCUCCACGUCAGGUUCUACUUUGUCUGCUCGUCUUUUCAGAUUUCCUUUUCUUUCCUCCUCUGUGCAAAACUAGUAUUAGAUGAACUUGCUUCUGUUGGUUUGUCUUUUAGAAUAUGUGCAAUAAAAGUGUUUUGAGUUUUGUAUUUUGCCCAAGGAAAGCUCUAUGGAUGUCAUACAUGUUGUAUAUUAAAACAGAUAUUUAUACUUCUAAUGUUGCGUAAUACUGAAAAUAAAAGAAUUAUGAAUUA
Messenger RNA from Archocentrus centrarchus (flier cichlid), 11086 nucleotides. It is a transcript of the gene mast4, whose product is annotated as microtubule associated serine/threonine kinase family member 4. The transcript has 29 exons. Gene Ontology annotation, molecular function: protein serine/threonine kinase activity; magnesium ion binding; protein binding. The coding region runs from base 294 to 7763 and encodes 2489 amino acids. Gene Ontology annotation, biological process: intracellular signal transduction; cytoskeleton organization; peptidyl-serine phosphorylation. NCBI's taxonomy places the organism in Eukaryota, Metazoa, Chordata, Actinopteri, Cichliformes, Cichlidae. The record is from RefSeq and is a predicted model, not a curated record.